Molecule: messenger RNA, 5277 nt
Organism: Bicyclus anynana (squinting bush brown)
Lineage: Eukaryota; Metazoa; Arthropoda; Insecta; Lepidoptera; Nymphalidae
Gene: ace1
Product: acetylcholinesterase-like
Exons: 5
Coding region: 221-2293 (690 amino acids)
Biological process (GO): choline metabolic process; acetylcholine catabolic process
Cellular component (GO): plasma membrane
Molecular function (GO): acetylcholinesterase activity
Source: RefSeq, a predicted model, not a curated record
AGCCGCCCUCCGCCGCAGUUGCACGCGACCGCGAGUGCACCAGUGCCCCCUCUAAUCAGAUCCGACCUUCAAUCCGAAAGAACGAGACAACUAUAUACAGGUGGCGAAGCGAAGCAUGUGAAGUGGUGCACCUGCACGUUGCCCAUGCACUUCGAGCUACGGUCAUGGCUUCCCAUAGAUAGUGCCAGGUGGUGAGUGUGGGAGCGCGUGUAGCGGCGGCAUGCGCGUGCUGGUAGUGGCGCUCGCAGCGCUGCUGGCGCGCUCGCUGGCCAGCCCCCACGAGCACCGAGCGCGGCACCACGCUCCCGACCAUGCGCCGCACUUCCCCGCCCCCGCGCCGCCCCAGCCCUACCGCGGCCACGGCGAGGCCGUGCGAUACAACCCCGAGCUAGACACCAUCCUCCCGCGCCAGGACGACCACGAGACCUCGUCCAAGCGCGCAAAAUACGAAGACGCCGAAUCCUCCUCCAAACGAGCCAGCGAAGAACGCUUCUACUCCAACCAUGAAAGGAUCGAAGAGCUCAUGGCAGACGAACCCCAACUCGGUCCUGAAACCGACGACCCCCUAAUAGUGCGAACGAGAAAAGGACGCGUCAGAGGCAUCACUCUCACAGCGGCCACAGGAAAACAAGUCGAUGCAUGGUUUGGCAUUCCCUACGCUCAGAAACCCCUCGGAGAUCUCAGAUUUAGGCACCCGCGGCCUGUAGAGAAUUGGGGUGAUGAGAUCCUCAAUACCACCACCCUGCCACACUCGUGCGUCCAAAUUAUUGAUACUGUGUUCGGAGACUUUCCUGGCGCAAUGAUGUGGAACCCCAAUACUGAUAUGCAGGAAGAUUGCUUAUAUAUAAAUAUCGUAACACCAAAACCACGUCCUAAAAAUGCAGCUGUUAUGCUGUGGGUUUUCGGUGGAGGUUUUUAUUCUGGAACUGCCACUUUGGAUGUGUAUGAUCCAAAAAUUCUUGUAUCCGAGGAAGAUAUUGUAUAUGUUUCGAUGCAGUAUAGAGUAGCGUCACUGGGCUUCUUGUUUUUCGAUACCGCUGAUGUUCCUGGGAAUGCUGGAUUGUUUGACCAACUUAUGGCACUACACUGGGUUAGGGACAAUAUUGGUUACUUCGGUGGAAAUCCUCAUAACAUAACUCUGUUUGGUGAAUCUGCUGGUGCUGUAUCAGUUUCUUUACAUUUGUUAUCACCACUUUCUAGAAACCUCUUUUCUCAGGCUAUAAUGCAAUCUGGAGCAGCUACAGCCCCAUGGGCUAUUAUUUCGAGAGAAGAGAGUAUUUUGCGUGGUAUGCGUUUAGCAGAAGCAGUUCACUGUCCGAGCUCUAGAUCAGAUUUGGGACCUAUGAUCGAUUGCUUAAGAAAAAAGAGCGCCGACGAAUUGGUGAAUAAUGAGUGGGGAACUCUUGGUAUAUGUGAAUUUCCAUUUGUACCGAUUAUAGAUGGCUCAUUUUUGGAUGAAAUGCCUAGAAAAUCCUUAGUACAUCAGAACUUCAAAAAGACAAACAUUCUUAUGGGUUCAAAUACAGAGGAAGGUUAUUAUUUCAUUCUUUACUAUCUCACUGAAUUAUUCCCGAAAGAAGAAAAUGUCGGAAUAUCUCGAGAGCAGUUCCUUCAGGCUGUAAGAGAGUUAAAUCCUUACGUCAAUGAUGUAGCUAGGCAAGCUAUCGUGUUUGAGUAUUCCGAUUGGCUCAAUACAGAGGACCCUAUAAAGAAUAGAAACGCUUUAGACAAGAUGGUUGGCGAUUACCACUUUACAUGUGGUGUCAAUGAAUUUGCACACCGCUACGCUGAAACUGGGAAUAAUGUUUAUACAUAUUAUUAUAAACAUCGCAGUAAGAAUAACCCUUGGCCGUCUUGGACCGGAGUGAUGCAUGCAGACGAAAUAAACUACGUAUUUGGAGAACCCCUUAAUCCUGGAAAGAACUACUCUCCUGAGGAAGUGGAAUUUAGCAAACGUUUAAUGAGAUAUUGGGCUAACUUCGCAAAAUCAGGGAACCCUUCCAUGAACGGUAACGGUGAAAUGACGAAAGUCCACUGGCCGGUCCACACAGCGUUUGGUCGUGAAUAUCUCUCACUCGCUGUAAACUCCAGUGCUGUUGGACACGGGCUGCGCGUCAAACAAUGCGCUUUCUGGCAGAAGUAUCUGCCUCAACUCAUGAUGGCAACUAGUAAGCCAGAGUCUCCAAAGAAUUGUACCAACUCAGCGUUAUCAUUUCGACCGUCUUAUAUAGCGGUCAGCUUGGGACUUAUUUCUCUAGUAUCAGCGAGGCCUGCCUCAUUUAAAUUAAAAUGAAUGAUUUAUUUAGGUAUAAUGAUGACUAUUCGGCUUUUUGAUGUUUGUUUCUUUCGCUUUUUAACACUUCACUGAUGUUAAGAUAUGUAGUAACGGUGGAGAGUUAAUUGUACGGCCCACUGUAGUACUACGUAAAUGUUGAUAUUUUAUUAGUAUAUAGUGAAAAGAUAUUCCAAAAGCCAUUUUGUUUUAUUUUUAAAUUUUUGAGUAAAAGUUAAAAUUAUAUUGUGUCGAAUAAGUAAGAGGAUAGGAAUGAAUUUGUCUUAGAUACGUAUGUAGUUAGUGAUAUUUUCAAGGUUCAUGAUGUUAACAGUGGGCCUAGCGUUUACGCAUUUUGUCCAAUGAAUCAGUGGAAUAUUUUAAAAAUUAUUUUUAUAUGUAUAGUAUUAAAAAAUAAUUAUGUAUACUUUAAUUGUAAGCCACCUUAAGUGUUAUAUUGCUCUGUAAGUCCAUUAAAUAUUUAUCAAGCUUCGGUUAAGUUUCAUAAUUGAUUGUAAGGAAGGUAAUAUUGUUCAUGAAGUUAAUGUUAUAUCUAUUUUAAACGGGAGUGAUGCCUCCAUCGACAUAUCACUUGUUAAUAACAAAUUAUAGGAGUACGUAGUGGUUAUUCGUCUUAGGUGAUAAGACUUUACAUAUCUUACAAGAAUAGGUUUAAAUGGUAAAUGAUGAAAUGAAAAAUUGAGAAAAAAUAAAUUCGUGAAUGUAAUACAUGAAAGAGGAAACGCUAAUGAAGAUACAAUUAGAAUGGACUAACGGUUUAAGUAAAUGAGAUACAAAAAAAUCUUAGCUUUAAAGCGCCUCUAUUGCAAUACAUAUCACGCAAGGCAUAGAAAUGUUUAAGUUCAUUCUAGCCUUAGUGUAAGUUAAGAAUAAGCUAGGUCACUUCACAACUCUGUAGCGGACCAAUAUUAGAAAGUUGUACAUGAUUUAAUGGUACGAUUCGAAAACCAAUCCUGGAAAGCGGAAGCAAUGAUUUAACAAAUCAACACGAUGACAUAAUCUUUCGCAAACGAUAAUUUAGAUUGGUUGGAAAGUUUUUAGAAUGUUAAUGAUCGUGUUUUAAGCUAAAAGGAAAAAAUAAGAUAAUGUAAGAAAGGAAUGGAAAAAUCACAAACAUUUCAUUCAAGAAUGAUAGAAAAUGUAACAGUAAACAAUAUUCACAUGAUAACGCUAUUAAAAUAGAUACCGUGUUUAAUCUUUGAAACACAAACGACGAUUUUCUCUAUUUUCCUGAUAAAAAAGUGAUUUCUGAUUGGAAAAUGACGUCAGUGUAACAAUGAUGGUACCGUAUGUUGUAGGUAUACUCCGUAUGUUAGAGCAUACAAAUAAAUUAGUAUCUUAAAGUUUAGGAUUGACACAUCUAGAUUAGAGAUUGUAGUAGUCCAGCGGUUCAGCUUUCGAAUAUUGGUAUUUAUGAGAUAGUUGAAUCUAUACAAUUUGUUCAAAAUACAAAAUACAACUUACUAGUACAAUACAGUAAUUCUAACGUCUUUUGCGAGAACUAUUUUAUAGUAAUCGAAUAUUAUUUCAUUCAUGUAAAUAAUGUAUGAAUGUUAGUAUAUAAAGUAGGACUCGUUGUUGUUCGGAUCUUAGUUUUUAUGUCUUAAUUCGAGGGCAAGACUCGGUGCCUAUGUGUCAAAACUUAUAACCUGUUGUGGAAGACGAUACCUUAUGAGAUGUAGACGAUACUAAAUAUAAUUUUAAUAGAUUAACUAUUACGGGCUUUCGUUGGUUUCAUUUUGUAAUUAGAAUAGGAGUAAAAUAUACAAAAUUUUAACUGUGUAUUCGUAUAAGUCAAUUGGGCUAUGUCGUCUGUCUCGAAUACUAGUGUUUCGAUGAUAACUCAUUUAUAUAUAUUCAGACAGAUAAUGUGGCUUUUCGGAUAGCUUAUACAAGCGGCAAUUGGCUGGUGUUAGAGUACGUAAUCUAGUGUCAGUAUUCACGUUAUUUCACGUUCGAUAUUUCACGAAGUACGCUUAUUUUAACCUGCGUAUAUGAACCUAUAGAGUGCCUCUUGUUCACUUUUAUAUAUAUUGAUAUAACACUUAGGCGGUACUUGUAGACGUUCCUAAAAUAUUUGCACUUUUGAACUUUCUGUUGAAUAAUUUCGGAUGUGAAACUGAGAUGGCCAGAAGGACGUCGAGUGGUGCCAAAUGCAUACAAUUGUUAUGAUAAUAAUUCAAAAUGCAUAAGCUAGUGAUUAGCAAAAUGUAAAAUGAUUAUACAAGAGUAUAUUUUGAAAACCCAUAAACGAAAUACCAUGCAAUAAUUAAGCAUAAACAUGCAUUAAGCUGGAUAGAAGCAGGCGUUACUUUGCGGAAGUUCAUCAUGAAUAUAUAAUAAUUUAUUUAUUUUGCUAUUAUCCGCAAAAAACCGACGAACCCAUGCGACAACGUCACCCAGGUCCGACAAAAUACUCUCUACGUACGUUGUAGAAUUGCACGUUGUAGACUCAACAUCUCCUAAGGAUGCUCCGGUUUAGGAGUGAAACGUACGUAGAGAGUAUUUUGUCGGACCUGGGUGACGUUGUCGCAUGGGUUCGUCGGUUUUUCGCGGAUAAUUGCAAAAUAAAUAAAUUAUUAUAUGCAUUAAGCUUUUAACUACAGACAUAAAUCAUUAUAGAACAAGAGCCUUUUAUCGCCAGACCUUUGACAUUUUAUAAAAGAUCCCAAAAUAGAUACGAUUUAUUUUCUAUUUUUAAUUUCGGAUUAUCAUAGCAGUGGCCCAUUAAUCAGGUGGCUACUUAAUUUUAUCAAAGUAUAAAGAAUUACAGAUAACAAAGUGAUAGUGAUGAUAUCACCAUAUUUUAUAAUUUAUCAAUACCCAAUACGUGGUUCCAAAAACGCGUGGAGCUAGCAAAUUGAAAUUAACACCAAAGCCUCAGGUCCUUAAUUCAUUGCAGCUGUGAAAAUCUGAAUUCUAAAGAUAUAGCUUAAUUAUGAUAUCUUGAGCUAGGAUUAUAUAACUUUGCAUGUCAUAAAGCA